AAAAUAAACAUAAAAUUCAUUCUCACUUUUCCAGAAAGCAGCAGAAUAAUUGCGACUUCAUGGUUACCACCACAUUUCCAGCGUGAAAGCUACUGUGUUUUGACCUUUUUCAACUGUUGUGACAUGCUCAGCUGUGCAGUGUGGUGCCGCCCUAGUCUCCAGGCUUAAUUUGAAGCUGACAGCGUCUAGUCUUGCGCUUGAAAUUCUUAUUGUGGUUCCUUAUUAUACACCAUGGCUAGUCGCAACGCAGGACGAGGCAUACCUCCUGGUGUUGGGCGUGGAUUACCAGUGCUUACCAGCGAGAUGUCCAAGCUGGCCGUAAACGUCCCAGAACAACGUGCACCGACCGGAAUGGGACGCGGGCUGAUUGGAGUGCGCCCGAUUGUGGUUCCCACAACCACGUCAUCGGCGUAUGGCGCCGUGCGCAGGGAACGCGGAAAUUUUGACAUGAAUCGGCCCACAUAUCGCGUCCCGCAACGAUUUCUUGAUUUCUCGCGAACUCUGCCGGAGUCGCAUCCAAAAGUCGCUGCCAAGCACGGAUCUUCUGGAACUUCGGUGAAGCUGUUGGCCAACUAUUUCUCCAUGCUCCCGGCUGUUCAGAACGAUGAUGACUACACACUGCUGCUGUUCCACGUCAACUUUGAGCCAUUCGUCCACAGCAGAGCGGAGCGCAGCGAUUUGGUUGCACGCGUUCCUGCACUGCGACGUCUCGGAUACUUCUUUGAUGGUCAAGCUAACCUUUUCGUUGCCUCGACCAGACUUCCUGCUAAAAAGCUUGCGAAAAUCACACUGGAUUACGCUGAGAACGACAAACGGGAACUCACUUUCUAUCCUCUUGCUGAAAUCGGUGGCAAAGAAGAAAAGGACGUGGACUUCGAGAGUGUUGACUUGGUGAAUGGUGUUCUGAAUCACAUAAUGACCAACAUUCUCACACAACGAGGUAAAACUCGGAUUGGCGACGGAUUUUAUGACGCAAAGGAAGCGGUAACGAUUGAAGGACUGGACAGAUUGAGUUACAAAUUGAGUGUUUGGCCAGGAUAUGUCCCUCUGGUAAUGCGCUAUGAUGGUGGUUUGAUGGUGAAUGUGGAUUUGGGGACCAAAUUUGUUCGCGACAAAACAGCACUGGAUUACAUUAAUAUGUAUGCUGGAUCAUCCCAGUACGGAACGAAAGAGAUGGCGGAAAAGGUGAUGUCCAUGCUGAAGGGAAAGGUUGUCGUGACAGAUUAUAAUCGUCGAGCAUACAAAAUCAAAGAAAUUUCAUAUGAAAAAUCGGUUCGUGACGUAUUCAGCCGACGCGCUACCAAUAUUGGCGCCAACAGUAAGGCCUCCGUGCUGGAAUCUCAGUGUUCUAUUCAAGAAUACUUUAAAAUGGUGUACAAUAAAACGAUUAAGAACGAAAAUCAGCCUCUGUUGAUGUGUGUGCCACUUGAACCUGAUCAUAAACCGCGUCGCACUGAGGAUGGCAAGGAAGUGUUGACUCCAUUAGUGCCGGAACUUUGCCUUUUGUCUGGUUUGACGGAUGAUAUUCGGUCAAAUUUUUCUUACAUGAGCAAGUGUUUGGAUGCUGUGCGAAGGGAGCCGGGUAAACGUGUGGCCAUGGUCAAGGAGUUCGCAAAUACUUUCGCUAGCGCCAGUGCUGAGGUGGAUAAACCACUUGAAGGUUGGGGCAUGGAAAUGGGUAGGGAUCUUAAGGAAGUGCCAGGGCGUCAGUUGCCACUGGCUGUUCUCGAAACAAACGGGAGAAAGGUUACAUAUUCGCGUGAAGAAGCUGACUGGAUGAAAAAUAUCCGCAAUAGCCGCUUGGAUAAGCCUUGUGACUUCAAAGAAUGGGCCUUAGUUUAUCAGAAAACUAACGCAAAAGAAGUCUGGGACUUUCUGAAAAUGGUGAAUCAAGUUUCGAAGCCAUUCGGAAUAGUUUUCCAGAAUCCGGCUGAGUUUGUGCUGCAAAACCCAAAUCCAGCUGGUCAUAAAACUGAACUCGCGAAAAUUACAUCAACUUGUGCCAUGGUUUUGAUUUUUCUGCCGGACAACAACAAACAGCGCUAUGAUGAAAUUAAAAAUUUUUUGGUCUGCGAUAAAGGAGUUGCUUCUCAGUGUAUUCUCAUGAAAACUGCGCAGAAGACGAAUAUGAGCAUUGCUACUAAAGUGGUACUGCAGAUGAAUGCCAAAACCGGAAACCCAUUGUGGCAUAUUCAGAAUCCAUCCGUUAAGAUUCGUGAUGCCAUGAUAAUUGGAAUCGCAGAGAUUCGCGGUUUUAUGGGAUUUGUAGCUACAGUGGAUCGCGGUUAUAGUCAGUUCGCGGGAGAUGCUACCAACUUGAUCAAAGGCGGAAUGCGUGGAACGUUAAGCGAAAUUUUUAGCACGGCUGUUUCCGAAUAUCGUGAUGUCAACAAUGUGAAUCCUGCGGUCAUUAUUCUUUACCGCCUUUUGGAUGGUGACGAUGAGUUGCACAAAAUCACUGCAGGCAAAGAUCCGGAAAUCAAAUGUGUGGAAGCUAUCCUGCAGGACCUUCGAAUUGAAGCGAAGCUGCUGUAUUGUGUUGCUUUUAAGCGCUGCAAGACUCGGUUUUUCUCGGAAAAAGGAUCGGGUUGCGGUAAUCCAGAACCCGGCACCGUCAUCGACACUACAGUUACUAUCCCUGGCCGAUAUGAUUUCUUCUUGAUAUCUCAUUCGGGACGCAAAGGCACCGUUAUGCCGACCUACUAUUUCGUCGUGUCGGAUCAAACGAAGAUUACUGCCGAUGAAUUUCAGAAUUUCACGUUUCAGAUGGCACAUAUGUACUACAACUGGAGUGGAACAAUCAAGGUGCCGGCUGUGUGCCAGUAUGCUAUGAAAAUGGCAACCAUGUGUGCUGAAGUAACUAAGAAGCAGCCUAACCAGAAUCUUCGUCACAAAAUGUGGUACCUGUGAGGUGAUUUUUUAUGGUGAAUGCACAAUGUUUUGGUAAGCUUUUUCAUGUUUUAAAGCAAUAUGAUUUUUUUGUGGUUUUCUACCAUAUUACCCGUGAUCGUUUCCGGUGGUUUGCUGAAAAUGUUUGCAAAUGCAUUCUAUUGUUUUCAAAUGAUAGUUACUGUAAUGGACAGGCAAUGUAAUACAUAUAUACUGA
Molecule: messenger RNA, 3106 nt
Organism: Paramacrobiotus metropolitanus
Lineage: Eukaryota; Metazoa; Tardigrada; Eutardigrada; Parachela; Macrobiotidae
Product: piwi-like protein 1
Exons: 17
Coding region: 232-2910 (892 amino acids)
Biological process (GO): regulatory ncRNA-mediated gene silencing
Cellular component (GO): P granule
Molecular function (GO): piRNA binding; protein binding
Source: RefSeq, a predicted model, not a curated record